UCUAUCCAGUCUCCCCUCCUCUGCUCUGCACCUGCUCCUCCCCUCCUGCCUUAUUAUCCUCAGACUCAGAGCAGCGCUCCGUCCUCGCCAAGUGAUGCUCCUCGGCGGGGCGGCGCACAUCGGUGGGUUAUCACCGCCCGCUGCAAGGAGGGCAGCUCCGGCUUGUUUUUGUCCUCGCACUAAACGACGGCUGGAUAUGGGAAUGUGACGGGGCUUGCGAGAGAGUGAGCCGGAGGAGGGUAGAAACGACGAAGAAGCACUCAAGUCCCAUCCGAGAGAAGAGAAGGAGGAGGAGGAGGAGGGGGACUACGGGGAAACGGUCCCGUUGGGACGGGGGACGCAGCGGAAGGUUUUGUGAUUUAGCCCCAUAGUUUGAAAUAGACUUGAGAUGCUGGUUUUUGUUGUUUGGUUUUGAGGAAUUAACCACAGGAUUAAAAUCACCGGGUUCUUGGAGUUGCGUUCGGUCGGUCGGGGCUUUUCUGUUUGUGAUGGAGUGAGUGAAAGAGAGGGCGCACGGUAACUUCAGCCUCGCCAUGAAAUCAGUGUUUUUCAGCCGCUUCUUCAUCCUGCUGCCCUGGGUCCUUAUUGUCAUCAUCAUGAUCGAUAUCGACAGUAAAAGGACGAUCCGGACUCCGGCGGCCGGCCGGACCGGCAGGACUCAGCGCGCACCCCGGACCGGCGCACCGGGGGUCGGCAUCACCCAGAACCAAUCUGCCCUGCCGGUUAUCUACGCCAUCACUCCGACCUACACCCGUCCGGUGCAGAAAGCGGAGCUGACCCGGCUGGCCCACGCCUUCCGCCAGGUGCCCCGGUUCCACUGGAUCGUAGUGGAGGACUCUACGACGCGCACGGAGCUGGUGGCGCGCUUCCUGGCCCGGUGCGGCGUGCCGUACACACACCUGCAUGUGUUCACUCCCCGCAGGUUCAAGCGCGCCGGGAUGCCACGCGCCACCGAACAGAGGAAUGUGGCUCUCGCGUGGCUCCGGCAGCACCGGAACAAGCGGGACACCGGGGUGGUUUUUUUCGCGGAUGACGACAACACCUACAGCCUGGAGCUGUUCGAAGAGAUGCGCAGCACUCGAGGUGUGUCAGUUUGGCCUGUGGGAUUCGUGGGUGGCCGAGCGUAUGAGCGCCCCUUGGUGUCUGGGGGUAAAGUUGUGGGCUGGUACACCGGCUGGAGACCGGACAGACCCUUCGCCACUGACAUGGCAGGUUUUGCAGUGAACCUCCAGGUGAUCCUGGCGAACCCACGGGCGCUGUUCAAGCGGCGCGGCUCCCAGCCCGGGAUGCAGGAGUCCGACUUCCUCAAGCAGAUCACCAAGGUCAACGAGUUGGAGCCUAAGGCCAACAACUGCACCCGGGUGCUGGUUUGGCACACUCGCACAGAGAAACCGCACCUUGCAAAUGAGCCCAAACAUCGAAAGGACACUGUGGUCAUUGAGGUGUGAGAGGACGAGCUGAGCGGGGAAUCCGAAAGCAGAAGCUGGUUGUGGCUGCCCAUUAUCUCUUGGCUGGGUUUAAAGACAGCAUCCUGCCUUCUCUCCUUAUCGGGUUCAUACAAUCUGUUCACGACACACACACUGACUCAGAGGAGCUGCAUGAUUCAAGACUCGUGGCUGUCUGUCAAACGUGCUUUGUGAGAACCGGAUGGCACCGGAUAUGUUUGUUUUACAAACUUGAGAUGACUUGGACUUUUCAUUUUUCCAUCCACAGCUUGCUUACUGAAAAUUGAACUAGAAAUGUAAAAAAAGAAAAAAAAAAAACAUCAUUUGGAAUUAUUAAUGUCAUUUUUAAUCAUUAAUGCUUCAUUGUCAAAUUAACUGUGUCGCUGUGAUAUAAUUACCAUAAACAAGGCUUGUGGUCCAGCAUAUAUUUUAUGACAGUGGUAUUGUGAUUCCGGUGUUUGUGAAAGUAAAAGGAACUUUUAACAUUUUGGGAAAUAUGCUUAUUUGCUUUCUGAAAGUGACAUGAAAAGAUUGGUGUUAAUUUCAUGUGUUAGAUGCAGAUCUGGAAUCAGGAAGUGGUUAGCUAGCUUAGCUAAAAGACAGGAAGCUAGUCAGGACUGCUGUAAAGCUCCGCUUAAACUGAUAUCUCAUUAAUUUAACCUAUAUAUGAAUACAGAUGUAAAAAUAACAAUUUAUGGUUUUAAAGGGACUAUUUGUAAAUUUUCUCUGCCAUUGAACGUGGUUUCUUGUCUGGAGCAGGUGGUGGUGAUUGUUGCUUGACAAAAGAUUUGGCCGUUGUUGUCUUAAUAAUACAAGAGGUUAUAAUAACCCCUCUGAGCAGCGCUACGUCGUCAGGUUGAUACAGGCUAGGGCUAGCUGGUUAGCAUGUUAACCUCGGUAGAAAAAAAGACAUGAUAAAACAAGAGUUAGCAAUAGUGUUGCU
Seriola dumerili (greater amberjack) is the source of this 2388-nucleotide messenger RNA. It is a transcript of the gene b3gat2, whose product is annotated as beta-1,3-glucuronyltransferase 2. Gene Ontology annotation, biological process: carbohydrate metabolic process; chondroitin sulfate proteoglycan biosynthetic process. Lineage: Eukaryota; Metazoa; Chordata; Actinopteri; Carangiformes; Carangidae. Gene Ontology annotation, cellular component: Golgi membrane. Gene Ontology annotation, molecular function: galactosylgalactosylxylosylprotein 3-beta-glucuronosyltransferase activity. The transcript has 4 exons. The record is from RefSeq and is a predicted model, not a curated record. Bases 534 to 1448 code for a protein of 304 amino acids.